Molecule: messenger RNA, 2564 nt
Organism: Carica papaya (papaya)
Lineage: Eukaryota; Viridiplantae; Streptophyta; Magnoliopsida; Brassicales; Caricaceae
Biological process (GO): tRNA processing
Molecular function (GO): GTP binding; sulfurtransferase activity
Source: RefSeq, a predicted model, not a curated record
CCAUAACUGAUAAGACAAAAUCCCCUCCCCCCUUUAACGGCUAAAGGAUGAGCCUUCCAUUUCCAAACCAUACAAGUCUGUCCACUCUCAAAAAUGUCAGCUGUAGCUGGUAGUCUCUUCUUCGCAAGAUCGCUCUCUUUCUUCGCUCACUUAUCUAGGCUUUCUCCUUCUUUACCUUCUACCUCUCUCUCCCAUUCUGCUCCAACUCUAUCUCUUUCCGUCCCUACCUCUCACUUCUUUCUUCCUCGCUUGUCCGUCUCUUCGUUAUCCUCGGGUGUUGGUGAUACAGAGCAAGAAGAGCAGUAUUUGGAGGAAUUCCAACGAGAAGAAUAUGAAGAAGAGAUAUAUGAGCAUGACAGUGUUUAUAACGAUGACGAUGACGAGGACGAGGAUUUCGUGGUUGAUGUCUCUGCUCUUGAAAAGGAAGCUAAGGACGCUGUUCGAGAGUAUUCCUCCUCCUUAUCUAGUCAACUGAAACUCGAUGUGUUAUCAGAAGAUGAGAUGGAUAUUAGAAAGGAAGCCCGUGGGAAGGAUAGACGGCGUAAGGGUACAACUAAAAAUAUCCCUGAUCAUCUUCUUCCAAAAGUUGCGAUUGUUGGAAGGCCAAAUGUUGGCAAAUCAGCACUAUUCAAUCGUCUGGUUGGGGGUAACCGGGCUAUUGUUGUGGAUGAACCUGGGGUAACCAGGGAUCGUUUGUAUGGUAGAUCUUUCUGGGGAGAACAUGAGUUUAUGGUGGUGGACACUGGGGGCGUUCUCACUGUUUCAAAAUCACCUGCUGGUGUUAUGGAAGAAUUAGCUGUUUCAACAACCAUUGGCAUGGAUGAGAUCCCACAGGCCUCGAGGGAGGCAGCUAUUGCUAGGAUGCCCUCUAUGAUUGAGAAACAAGCUACAGCAGCUGUGGAAGAAUCAUCAGUCAUCAUAUUCCUUGUUGAUGGCCAGGCAGGUCUAACAGCUGCUGAUGUGGAGAUUGCAGACUGGCUGCGCAAGAACUACUCAAAUAAAUUUAUCCUUCUUGCAGUGAACAAGUGUGAAUCUCCUCGAAAAGGAAUUAUGCAAGCAUCAGAAUUUUGGUCCUUAGGGUUCUCACCACUUCCAAUAUCUGCUUUAUCUGGGACUGGAACUGGAGAACUUCUAGAUCUUGUUUGUUCUGGACUGGAAAAAGUUGAGGAUCAGGAGGAUAUUCAUGAAGAAGAAAACUAUGUUCCAUCAAUUGCAAUUGUUGGCCGACCAAAUGUAGGUAAAAGUAGCAUUUUAAAUGCAUUGGUUGGUGAGGAUAGAACAAUUGUUAGCCCUGUCAGUGGUACCACUCGUGAUGCUAUUGAUACCGAAUUUACUGGACCUAAUUCCCAGAAGUUCCGGCUCAUUGAUACUGCUGGAAUCAGAAGAAGGGCUGCUAUAGCUUCAUCAGGUAGUACAACUGAAGCUUUGUCAGUUAACCGGGCAUUUCGUGCCAUUCGUCGUUCCGAUGUUGUUGCUCUUGUCAUUGAGGCCAUGGCAUGUAUCACGGAGCAGGAUUGCAAGAUUGCAGAAAGGAUAGAACAAGAAGGGAAAGGUUGUCUCAUUGUUGUAAACAAGUGGGACACAAUACCUAAUAAAAACCAGCAAACAGCUACAUACUACGAGCAGGAUGUUAGAGACAAGCUCCGUGUUCUUGACUGGGCACCUGUUGUAUAUUCAACUGCAAUAGCUGGUGAUAGUGUUGAAAAGAUAAUUGUUGCUGCUGGAACUGUAGAAAAAGAGAGAUCAAGAAGGCUAAGUACUUCCAUAUUGAACCAAGUGGUACGGGAAGCGGUAGCAUUUAAAUCUCCUCCUAGGACCCGUGGUGGCAGGAGGGGACGUGUUUACUAUUGCACACAGGCUGCUAUUAGGCCUCCCACAUUCGUUCUCUUUGUUAAUGAUGCAAAACUAUUCCCUGAGACUUAUCGGCGAUAUAUGGAGAAGCAACUCCGUGUGGAUGCCGGAUUUUCUGGUACACCAAUUAGACUUCUUUGGCGAAGCAGAAGGAAAUUGGAAAAGGAUGAAGGCAGGAGAGCGACAAGAGCUCAAGCGAAUCUGGUACCUAGGGACAGAAUGGCAUUAACUACAUGAAUAGAUGAAGUUCAAAUCUUAUGGUCUCAUUUUUUGUCAUGCCAGGAGCUCUUCGAGAGAAAUAUGCUGGUAUUUGCCAGAUAAUCCACGGAAUGUCAAUCAAAUUAAGGACGGGUUUGAUUUUCCAACUGCAAAAUACUCUAUAAGAGUUUGUCUGGUAGCCUAGCCUGGAAUCCGACAUAAGUUUAAUCUCAUAUAGAAAUAUUCAAGAUUCUGAUUGGUUGUAAGAUUGGUCAUCUUUCCUUGGUAGGAAAUAGUCUGUAACUUUCCUUGGUAGGGAAUGUUCUGUAAGUUCCAAUCUUGAUGAGGAACUAAUACAAGUUGAAGGGAAGAGAUUGUGACCUUAAAUAUAUGACCUAAUUGGGAUGGUUGUGGAGAUGGUAGUUGUCGGUUGUAAAUUAAUUUUUUGUAACUUCCUCAACUAUUUCUGUUUGUAUUAGAAUAUAUUAAUAGAAAAGUAAGUUGGAGCCCAAAAA